Molecule: messenger RNA, 1128 nt
Organism: Heterobilharzia americana
Lineage: Eukaryota; Metazoa; Platyhelminthes; Trematoda; Strigeidida; Schistosomatidae
Source: the annotation of a GenBank genome assembly
CGCAAGUGUGAAGACGAAUACAAAACCAAUGAUGAGUUUACGAGACCUUAAAUGAUUGGCAGGACAGCCAAUGAAGAAAAGUCAAGUUGUUCAAGUGGAAUAGAAUGUAAUUCAGAAACAGAAUUUGAGAAAGUAAGUGAACAUCAAGAACUCAAGUUGGUAAAAACUAUUCAUCAGGGACUCCAAUCUUUGGUUCAAGUAACUAUGAAAAAUUCUGACAGAAAGUUAUAUCAGGUUGUCAAAUGGGUUCCAAUACCACAGAAUAAUGCAGAUUUGGAAGCUUUAAACAGAACAAGCUACGUCAGACGAUAUCCUUCUAUACCGUCUAGAGAAAUUUAUAUUUUUCAAAGGGUUCAGCAUAAGAAUGUUGUGAAGUUUAUCAAACUGAUUCAAAAUCCCCAUUUCAAUGCUUAUGGGAUAGUUUUAGAAUACUUAAGCAUGGGUUCACUAAAUAACAUACCCGAUGAAAAAGUGCUAACAGACAGACAAAUUAGUGAAUACUUUCAAGACAUACUGGAUGGACUGCAGUACUUACAUUCAGAAAAGAUCAUACACAGAGAUGUGAAUCCUAGUAAUAUACUGAUCACUAAUGAUGAUCAUCUCAAAAUAACAGACUUCAGCAUGAGUGUAGAAUUCACGGGAGAAGAUAUCUACCUCAGUGGAACUUUAGGUACACCAGAAUAUCUUGCCCCAGAGUGUGUGAACGGUUCAAGUGAAGCUUACAAAGGAAAGCCAGUCGAUGUAUGGGCAAUGGGAAUGACUUUAUACUGGAUAAUUUACAGACAAGUAAGAAACUACUUGUGUAGUUAUCAGUAGCCUUUCUACAAUGGUGCAGAUAAAUAUGAAGUUUACGAAUCUAUCAACACCCACCCUGUCUUUAUUAAUAACAAAGUUAGUGACCUCUGUCUCCGUCAUGUUCUUGAAAGGAUAUUUCAAAGUGAUCCAGAACUCAGAAUUUGCAUUGCUGAACUCCAGAUGCUCACACAUAACAAAUAAGCAUUCAAGAAGAAUAUGUUCAAAAUGAAAAUAACCAUUUUGGAUUAUUAUAUGUAUGACCAGAAAAAAUGGAAAAGAGCAAAAUAUAAGUGAUAAUCACUAUCCCUGCAUAUUAUCACUGCUUGAUAACAG